AUUGCUGACACAUUUACUGUGGUCUUUCCAGUUGACCUUGUGACUGCCCGGGGCGACCACGUGGGUAGCGGAACCAGUGGUGAAGCGGUUCCCUGGCCAGAUUCCGGAAACAGGUGGUGCUGACACCCCGUCCGAGGGCGCGGCGGGCAGGCUGACCGUGAGGCGGUUGGAGGUGUCAGGUCUGAGGCUGUCGCUACGAAACCGUUUUCUGCAGAAAGAGAUUAUACCAUGGAGGGCGGAGGGCGAGGCGAGGUGGCCAGCAGGGAGAGGCUUGCAGUGCUGGAGCCAGGCGGCAGCCUGGAGUCCUGGUGAAAACUACAACUCCCAGAAGUCCCGGGCCCUAAGGGGCCGGACCCACGGCGUGUGGGCGGGGCCUUCAGAGCGAGCCCGGCAAUUCUCCCCCGAGGAUCUGCUCCAGAAGUGGCGGGAGCUGCCGUUAUGGAAGCGCCGGAGGAGAAAGAGGCGCAGGUUGCUGCGUGGUUGAAAAAGAUAUUUGGAGAUCAUCCUAUUCCACAAUAUGAGGUCAAUGCCCGGACCACAGAGAUUUUACAUCACCUUUCAGAACGCAACAGGGUCCGGGACAGGGAUGGCCACCUGGUAAUAGAGGACUUGAAGCAGAAAGCAAGUGAAUAUGAAUCAGAAGCCAAGCAUCUUCAAGACCUUCUCAUGGAGAGUGUGAAUUUUUCCCCUGCCAAUCUCUCCAGCACUGGUUCUAGGUAUCUGAAUGCUUUGGUUGACAGUGCAGUGGCCCUUGAAAUAAAGGAUACCUCAGUAACCAGUUUUCUCUCUGCAGUGAAUGAUUUGACCUCUGAUCUUUUUCGUGCCAAAUCCAAAAAUGAAGAACUCAAGCUUGAAUUGGCAAAACUUGAAAAAAAAUUAACUGCAAGUUUAGUAUUAGAAAAAUGUCUACGAGACGAUCUCAAGAAGGCAGAGUUGCAGCUGUCUACGGAAAGGGCCAAAGUUAACAGUCGCCUUCAGAACAUGGACUUCCUAAAAGCAAAGUCAGAAGAAUCCAGAUUUGGAAUCAGAGCUUUAGAGGAGAAACUUUCAGCCCGAGGCAUGGAGGCUUCUCUGUCUCAUCAAUCACUAGUAGAACUUUCAGAGAAACUGGCAGAACUAAAACAACAGACUAUACCUUUGAAGAAAAAAUUGGAGUCCUAUUUAGAUUUAAUGCCGGAUCCAUCUCUUGCUCAGGUGAAAAUUGAAGAAGCAAAGCGAGAAUUAGAUACCAUUGAAGCUGAACUCACAAAGAAAGUAGACAUGAUGGAAUUGUGACCAGGGCCAAAUAAACUUUGUGCUCCCGAACAAAGUAAAUUAAAUAGGACUUUAAUCUUAAGAUUAAAAACACCUUAAGAGUAAUAAAAUAUAUAGGGGGAAUAAAUGAUGAUGGGAAAAAUAAAAUGAAAAACAUAUAUUUAAAAAGACUUUGUUUCCUCUUGGUGUUCCUUGAUAACUUAAUGUCUGUGUUCUUAGCUGAGAUAAUGUCACUAUUGAUGGGAUAGUGGUUUCUGCUAUGUAUUGCAUUUUUGUGCCCAAAUACAUAGUUCUCAUAAUAAAAAUGUUGGUUUUCUAUAUUA
Myotis lucifugus (little brown bat) is the source of this 1577-nucleotide messenger RNA. RefSeq names its product HAUS augmin like complex subunit 1 (gene HAUS1). The coding region runs from base 439 to 1275 and encodes 278 amino acids. Gene Ontology annotation, cellular component: cytosol; HAUS complex. Lineage: Eukaryota; Metazoa; Chordata; Mammalia; Chiroptera; Vespertilionidae. The transcript is spliced from 10 exons. Gene Ontology annotation, biological process: centrosome cycle; spindle assembly. The record is from RefSeq and is a predicted model, not a curated record.